Messenger RNA from Styela clava, 491 nucleotides. Lineage: Eukaryota; Metazoa; Chordata; Ascidiacea; Stolidobranchia; Styelidae. The record is from RefSeq and is a predicted model, not a curated record.
AGGAACAUUUAGGCCACCACCACCACCGCCGUUUCCAGGAUCUUUUGGCACGAUCACCAUAUCACAAAAUGCAGAACCAUGUACUGGGCUAAACAUAAACAAUGGACAACACAGUCCAGUUAAAAGGACUUAUUCAACAGGAGAUCGAAUUACAUUUAAGUGUAAUACCGGGUUUCAGCUCCGCCCGAUCGUUGCGUUUUCAGCUUGUCAAAAUGGCAUAUGGUCCCCAAGUAUACCAGCAUGUACAGGAACAUUUAGGCCACCACCAGCACCGCCGUUUCCAGGACUUGGCACGAUCAGCAUAUCGCAAAUUGCAAAGCCAUGCUCGCUGCCAAAUAUUUUCAAUGGAAAUCCCAUCCCACCGAAACACACUUAUUCAAGCGGAGAACAAAUUUCAAUCAUUUGCAAUGCUGGUUAUCAACUCAAUUCUAACUGGGAAUUAAUAAGAUGUCAAAAUGGGAGGUGGACACCAAGAUUACCGGCUUGUAUCG